GCGGGACAAAUGGUGAAACUCAGCUAAACUUUUUUCUGCACUCAUAUUUAGGUUGUUAGUCAGUUAACUAGGUGGCUGACCAAAAGCAUACACUUAUUUUUUAAAGUUUAUUUUAAAUUGGUAAUUUCACAGCAUCUUUCUGUGUAUUUUAUUCGGGAGAUAGCCUAUCUGAACAUUUCUAGGUUACAUUUAAGAACCAAACGGGACGCUAUAGGCUAUUUUAUCGGGCCAGCAAAUACAAUCCGUUUAACCUUUUCACUGCAUGAUUUAAAAAAAAUAAUAGUUACUAAUUAAGCACUGCAAUCGUAUGCUCCAAUUUUUUUGUAAUAAUCGCACUGGUCAUGAAAUGCUAGCUAUUGACAAAUUGAGUUCCACUGGGGUACAGAGGAGAAAUUAACACCAUCCUUCUGUGGCAAAAAGGAGGAAAAUGUCAAGUGUUCUGCUGGAUUUGCAAAACUUGAACCAGAAAACCCAAAUCAGCUCUAUUUGUGACUGGGGUUCAGAAAAUGAAAAGGGAGAUGCAUUCACUGAGCCAUAUGCACUGACAAAAACACCAGGAAAGCAGCCUCUCUCUCACACAUUAUCAACCGAGUCAACAUACAAAAUGGGGUCUCUGACAACACCCACAAAAGGGAAAGAUAAUCCUGUUUGUGAACCCUGGACCCCAACCUCUAACCUGAAGAUCCUGCUCAGUGCAGCAAGUCCAGAGAUCAGGAACAGAGCAAAGGAGCUGUGUGUCAACAAACCUGAAAUUAUGGGGCCCGGCAACUGUUCUCAGGAGCCUGCGUUUGGGGAUGAAUCGGAGAAACUGCAAAUAAGCCGGAAAGAGAAGAGCCUGGGAUUACUCUGUCAUAAAUUUCUUGCACGAUAUCCAGAUUUUCCCAACCCUGUCCUCAGCAACAAUAUUUGCCUUGAUGAUGUGGCUGGGGAGCUUAAUGUGGAGAGGAGGCGCAUCUACGACAUCAUGAAUGUGCUGGAGAGCCUGCACAUGGUCAGCAGGCUGGCGAAGAACCGCUACACGUGGCACGGUCGGGCCAACCUGCUGCAGACGCUGGCCAUGCUGAAGAAGGUGGGGCAGGAACAGAGGUACAGCGAGCAGAUGCAGCACAUCAAGCAGAAGACUUUUGAGCGGGAGUGUGACUUCGAUGGGGAGGAGAAGGAGAACGAGGACGUGCAGGGUCUGCCUGACAGGGAAAACGAAUGGGGACAGAAGGAAAUGUUCUUUGUGGAGCUCCCGGGUGUGGAGUUCAGAGCGGCCUCGGUCAACAGCCGCAAGGAUAAGUCGUUGAGAGUAAUGAGCCAGAAGUUUGUUAUGUUGUUCCUCGUCUCCGCCCCUCCGGUGGUCAGUCUUGAAGUUGCCGCAAAAAUCCUCAUCGGCGAAGACCAGGUUGUAGACCUGGAUAAGAGCAAGUAUAAAACCAAGAUCCGCAGGCUGUAUGACAUCGCAAAUGUACUGAGCAGCCUCCAGCUAAUCAAGAAAGUUCAUGUCACGGAGGAAAGGGGUAGGAAGCCUGCUUUUAAGUGGACAGGUCCUGAGGACUUCCCAAGCAUCAAAGAGCCUUCUAGUUCAAUGUCUGGUGGAGCAGGCGCUUUGGAGUCCAAGAUGUCCUUAGAAAACUGUACAAAAAACCUUUUUCCCUCUUCUGGAGCAAAGCGCGGUUUCACUCGACACCCUUCGCUGAUCAAGCUAGCAAAAAGCAUUCAGGAAGACCGCAGGAAAAUCAACUCUGCCCCCACCAGCCCCAUUAAAGUACAUCCAAGUGAUUCAUCAGAUGCAGACCCUUAUCCAAGCAAAAUGGAUCAAUUGGCAGCCAUCUGCAAAAUACAGUUGGAUGAACAAUCAAAGAAAAGGGAAAAUAAAAAUCCUCCAGCACUAAAAACAGAGGGGAGGAAAACAAGGGAAAAUACUGGAGCAGCUGAAUCGGUAUUAACUAUUGAAGCAAAUGAUGACAAUACUGUUCAAGUGCAGUUCCCAUUUCAGCCUGCACAGGCGUUGCCAUGCAUACCUGUGUUGCUACCCCAACACGCUAUGGGCGGGUCCUAUGCUGUGUAUAUGCAACCGUCCUCUGUCAAGCCACAUCCAUCCGGCUUGGCUGUGCGGUCCAUGACGUUUGAAGAAAAGGGGGGUGAAAGUCCGAGCAGUUCCACAAAGGAGAGCAGCAUGCUAGAGAGAUCUGGUGAAAAACAUUUGGCCACUGGUGAGACACAGGCAGCGAAUCAGCAGCUUCAAAUACCUGACUCCACCCACUCACCCACAAGCCCAGCCUCCGCUUUCAAAAGGCCCUGCACUGACGUUCCUGAGAACAGUCCAUACAAAGCAUUGAAGACACAAAAUAUUUCAGAGCAGGGCUCUUCCCCUGAUCCAGUCAAGCUGGGCGAGAUGCUGCGAGCCCGACUAAAGGCACGCAGGGGCGUGGUCCCAAACCGCCCCUCCCCCCGAGCCCUGCACCUGGACCCCGAGUUCAUCAACACGCCCGAGAGCGCGGAGGUGGAGAGGCUGGACCGGAGCGUGGAGAAGUUUCUGGAGAAAGAGGAGGUGCUUUCUCCCUCCGACCGCGAAGCAGGCCUUACCCCCCUCCGAGCGGUCCCUCUGCAAGAAAUCACUGUGCUUCCCAGCAACCUGCACACUGAGACCCUGAUACCAACAGGCUAUCUGAUUCCCAUCUCCCAGCAGUCCCUCAUCCGCUUCAGGGACUCUCAGUGCCCUAAAGGGGAGAGUGUGUAUGCUUCUGCCCCCAACCACAAUGUGCACCAUACCCCCACAGCAGGAUCUGUGCCAGUGGGCGCUCAGGAAUUCACCCCUACGAGAUUCCCCAUCCAGCGGGCUCCCUCUGUGUCCAUCUCCCCGAUGGCGACUCUGGGCCAGCCGAGCCCCUCGCCGCUGCCCGGCCAGCGUGGACACAGCCCCAGCCCGUCCAUCAUCAACUUCACCCUGCAAAACCUGGGCUUGAUCCCCGCGGGCAGCCCGGGCAGCGUCCCCGCUGCCCACAGGCAGGCCAGCCCCGUGCCAACCCAGCUAGGCUUCCAGCAGGGAGGAGUGAUCUUUGUCAAGCCCUUGUCCCCCAUGCCCCUCCAGCACCCUUCGCCCGGGCAACCCCUGGCACUCCUCAGUUUACAGCAGCCUCUUAUGGCCACACCCAAAGGGACCCAGCCCAUCCAGCAGAGCUUCUUCCACACCCCGGGCUCUACGCUCUCCCCGCUGGCGACCGUGGUGAGCGCCGCCAGCCAAGCCACCUGCAAGACAGUUUACAUCCCUCAGAGGAAACUUGAAAUCAGCACUGAAGACACCUUGAGACAAGAGCCCGUGCUACUAAACGACCUGUAUCAGUGAGCCUUCCGGAACGUCGAGCAAUAAAAACCUGUUUGGUUUGAUGCUGUCCUCUCUGUGUUACUGUGGUGCGGGUCAGUGGUUCGAACACUGCCACGACGCAGACAGCCAUACAGUAUUCAGACCUGCCAACGUGUGCAUUUUGCGUACCAAGUAUGCAUUUUGAGGCCAAAACUAUGUGGAUAUGUUAGUUUGUAAGAAACUUGAAAUUUGAUGGGUCAUAAUAAUAGGAAUGUUAAUUUUCUGUCUGGGUUUUUACUUUUUUUUUUUAAAACGAAAAUAUGCAUUGUUUUUCAAAUUUAUUUACAAUGAACAUAUUUAUAUGCAUGUUUUUUAUUUUAUUUUUAAAAAAUCCUGACCUGCAGCAGAUGAAACCAUCCCCUUGGACUGUAAGUGUUAUUUUAUAGACACAUGUCAAGUGGAGUUGAACAUGGUCCUCGCAUUAAAGUGCCAUAGAUAUGUGUCACACAAAACUGUAGUGGGCAUCUGAUUUAAAUUCUGCAUGUUAAUAAAAUUUUUUGCACAUUUAACAUGUUAACUGUUACCUUGAAAGUAUCUUAAUUAUAUGUAAUAAAAUGUAUAAGAAUGUGAUGAAUAUCGGGUAGAUCAGGUAGUUAAUUUAUAGAAAAGAAUGUCUUUACAUUCAACAAAAUAAAAUAUUGUUUUUACAUCUG
This is a messenger RNA of Anguilla anguilla (European eel), 4002 nucleotides long. RefSeq names its product E2F transcription factor 8 (gene e2f8). The transcript has 14 exons. Bases 428 to 3331 code for a protein of 967 amino acids. Gene Ontology annotation, molecular function: DNA-binding transcription factor activity, RNA polymerase II-specific; RNA polymerase II cis-regulatory region sequence-specific DNA binding. Gene Ontology annotation, cellular component: RNA polymerase II transcription regulator complex. The record is from RefSeq and is a predicted model, not a curated record. Lineage: Eukaryota; Metazoa; Chordata; Actinopteri; Anguilliformes; Anguillidae. Gene Ontology annotation, biological process: regulation of transcription by RNA polymerase II.